This is a messenger RNA of Erigeron canadensis, 772 nucleotides long. RefSeq names its product UPF0678 fatty acid-binding protein-like protein At1g79260. The transcript is spliced from 4 exons. The coding region runs from base 95 to 598 and encodes 167 amino acids. The record is from RefSeq and is a predicted model, not a curated record. NCBI's taxonomy places the organism in Eukaryota, Viridiplantae, Streptophyta, Magnoliopsida, Asterales, Asteraceae.
AACUUACUGUAUUAAACAAGAAAUAAGACAAUAAGUAUUAUUCUGAUAGGAAAUAAAAAUUGGAAAGAAAGCGUUGUGAACAUCAGAGGACCAGAUGGCCGGCGACGGAGGAGAAGCAAAGAAGGCGGCGGCGGCGGCGGUGCAUCCGGCAAUAGAGCCACUGUCAUAUCUGCUUGGAACAUGGAGAGGUGAAGGUGAAGGUGGUUUCCCAACUAUUUCUUCUUUCAAGUACGGCGAACAACUCAACUUCACUCACCCUGGUAACAAGCCUGUAAUAGCUUAUUCACAAAAGACUUGGAAAUUGAAUUCUGGAGAGCCCAUGCAUUCCGAGAGCGGCUAUUGGAGGCCAAAGCCUGAUGGAACUAUUGAGGUUGUCAUUGCACAGAGCACUGGUCUUGUCGAGGUUCAGAAAGGAACAUAUGAUGCAGAAAAGAAAAUCAUCAAGCUUGAAAGUGAGCUUGUAGGUAAUGCUUCAAAGGUUAAAGAGAUCUCUCGAGUUUUUACUUUGGCUAAUGAAGAGCUGUCGUAUGUGGUUGAGAUGGCCACUAAUCUCACCAGUCGUCAGCCACAUCUGAAAGCGUCACUUAAAAAGCUCUAAUGCUCUUCGGAUAAGGUCAUUUUCCGUUUCUGGAUCAGAAGAAAAUUAUAUAGCCGAGACCUUUGUUAAACCUUUCAGACAUCACUGAUUUUGGAACCAGUGACCUUAUUUUAUUGAUGUACAUUAACUUGAGAAAAAUUUCAUUUUGGAAUAAGAAUAUUAUCCAUCUUGAUA